CCUCGGACGUCUGAACAUCCCACCAACGGUGCCCAGCCCCAUCGUCAGCCGGUCCUGCAAGCAUUCAACCCCCCCUCGGUUUCUACAACGGAGUCUGAACCCUCAGUGCAGACACCGGCCGGCACGAGACGAGAUGCCAACUCUCCCUGCUUCCCCGCAUUAGCUGGCUGUUCAUUCCCCAUCCUCUUCCCUCCCCUUGCGUCUCAUCAGGCAAACAAUUGCUUCAUUGACCUCACCCUCCCCCCUCAGGAUACCUCUCACUCUCACCGAGAAUCCUUGGCAUUCUGCAUCCUCCCAGGGCCUUGCCCUUCAACAUCCACGUCAGUAAGAGGACAUGGCGCCUUCGGGUCACCUCCCCCGCGUGCGCUCUUCAGAGGCCUCAAUCGAGAAAGGCCGCGCAGCCUACGCGGACCAGCGCUUCCGUGUCGCCCUCGAGCACUUCACCCUCGUCGCCGGGAACUGCCCUUGCUCGAACCCCCGUGGCGGCAGCGGUGGUGGAGGCACCGCAGCGUCCGGAAGCUCGGUCGCCGACCAUCAACAGCGCCGCCGUCGGGAGCGAUGCACGUGCCGCGACUUCAGCGAGGCCGCCUCCCGGCACUGCCAUGAGAGGGGCAGCGUCUACGCUGAGGCGACUAAGGAGUGCAGGUGCGGCGCCGAGAAGACAUGGGGGCGCUGCCACCGCGAGGGCCACGUCCAGGCGCUCGACUACCGUGCCGCGUGCUUCGAGAAGAUGGGGAACCUGGACAAGGCGAGGAAGGAUGCCGAGUGGCUGUUGGAGAUUGCGCCGCGGAGGCUGGAGGGUUACAUGAGGUUGGGGAAGAUUUACAGGCUCGAGAAGAAGCCCGAGAUGGCAUGGGCCGCAUGGAGUGCCGGCAUCGAAGUCGGACAGAAUGAGGGGCUGAUCAGGACGGCCAAGUAUGAGCAACUUCGAAAGAUCCGGGAACCGCUGCAUAAGCACUUUUGCCGGAGGGAUCCUCUAGACCUACCAAUUGAAUUGAUCGAGAAGAUCUUUUCAUAUUUCGAAUUCCAAGAACUAUGCCGGGUAUCGGGCGUCUGCAAACGAUGGGACCAGUUCCUCGACACCCACCCCUACAUCUGGCGCGAAGUCCACUUCCCGACCCUGAACCCCCAGAAGCCGCCCAAGGUGUCGUUCCUCAAGACGCUCCGGAGGCGCACCGGCGGCGGCGCCCGCAGCCUCGUCGUGCCCAACGCCCACACCUUCCAGCUCAACGAGAGCAAGUGGCUGUCGCUCAUCCAGACGACGAACCCGCAGAUGACGAACCGCCUCGAGAUCGGCUACAUCAAGCGCAACCUCGAGGGCGACUGGGGGUACAAGCUGCCGCCGAAGCCGCUCUUCUUCCAGGGUGUCAAAGAGCUGCGCUUUAGCUUCCACGAGAUCACCAGACCUGAGUACCGCGGCCGCGGCGGCCCACAACCGUUCGUCAGGCAGUUUGUCGAGCGGGCGCGGGAGAACCUCGAGGAGAUCCUGCUCUUCAGCAUGUACCUGCAAGAUCUGGGCUGGCCCGAGCUGCCCCGUCUCAAGGUCCUCCAGCUGACCGGGCCCCUCAACUCGCCGGUGAACCAGCUGACCCCUGAACGUCGAAUCGAUCCUUUCGUCCUCGCCCGGGCAACGCCGAACCUGGAACAGCUCUACAUGGACAACUUCGGCGUCUUCACCGGCGUCGAUUCGUUGUCCCCGCCCGACGACUGCUGGUCCCUCUGGACGCGCCUGCAGGUGAUCAAGCUAGGCAAGGCGUGCGGCGCGCUCUCCAUGGGCGACAAGCGCCACUUCCCGCCGCUGCACCCGUCGUCCUUCCGCGUUCUAGACGCCCGCGCCGCGCACCAGGGCAACCACGGCGACUGGCUCCCGCAGCAGCUGCCCCUCGACUACUCGGGCUACCCAGCCGCCGAGGGCGCGGCCGACUCGUCGGCGCCCCUCGUCACGUACCCCAACCUCGAGCGGCUGUGGAUGCCGCGCCUGCCGCUCAGCGUCGACCUCGCCACCGUGCUCCUCGAGCCCGCCAUCCGUUCCGGGAGGCUGCGCGAGCUCGGCCUCUGCUGGCGCCAGGACCCGGGCCAGUUCUUCCCCGGCGCGCUGGCCUGGCUGCGCGGCGCCGCGUCGGUGCGCACGUUCGGCUUCUUCAACUUUGACUUCGAGUCGCACGCGGCGUUGACGCGCGACCCGGCGCACCGCGGCGUCGACCCGAUCGACCUGCUCUUCGAGUUUCUCGAGGCCUUCCCGAACCUCGAGGUGCUCGAGCUGCACUCGGAGCUGUGCGAGCCGCGCCGCAUCGGCGCCGUCAUCGAGCGCGUCGCGCGGCUGGGCCGGCUGAGGCGGGUCUAUCAGCGCGCGCUGACGGGCGUGCCCAUGGACCAGCUGCGGGCCUUUUGCGAGGCACACGGCGUCGAGCUGGUGUACGGCGGCUGGGACGACCUGUUCCCCGUCUCCUUGGAACCGCUGGGCCCCGUCGAGCCGGUCGAGGCCAAUAUGUCGGAUAUGUUGGCGUUGAAGGAGAACUGACUAACUAACCUAGAUUGUGGGUCGGCGUAUGUGGUUGAAUUUGUUGGGUUUCGAGGUUGUUUUUCACGAGGGCGGUUAGAUCUGAUCUCUCACACGGCAUGAGGCGCAGAGGAACCUGGAUGCUUGCUCCCUAUACUAGAUGAUAGUAAGGCGUUGUUUGUUACGAGAACAUGACUGGGAGUCGAGAAUAGGCGGACGAACCCUCCUCGUCCUUCCCACGCUGACACCCCAAACCGUUCGUUUUUUCCGUGAUACACAAGUUGAUAUUGCAAAAGAUAACCAGGUGGAUUGGGUGGUUGGUUAUUCAAGCUCUCUCGGCUACUAUUAAUCAAAAAAACAUGGCACACGGAAACAGGCUCUCGCUGUCGUGAUACCGCGGAGGGGUUUAAGAUUUCACAGUGGAAUUGACUAACAAUAGUCAUGUCAAAACGAAAAGGAGGACGAAAAAGGCCAUGUUCGCGAAGUAAGCCCGCUCUCGCACUCCCCAAGAUCCCCCUUGCCCCCAAACCUCCCACCCACGUCGGCGCCCACGUCUGCUCUCUCUGCUCGCGCGGCGUUUCGACAUUUGUCACCCAGCCCAGGCACCUGCCUCCAAACGCCGAUUUGGAUAUCCUUUCCCGUAAAGACAGUUUCGUUUCCUCC
Messenger RNA from Colletotrichum destructivum, 3163 nucleotides. Its product is annotated as Putative F-box domain, tetratricopeptide-like helical domain superfamily. The transcript is spliced from 6 exons. The record is from RefSeq and is a predicted model, not a curated record. The coding region runs from base 335 to 2521 and encodes 728 amino acids. Gene Ontology annotation, molecular function: protein binding. Lineage: Eukaryota; Fungi; Ascomycota; Sordariomycetes; Glomerellales; Glomerellaceae.